CGAAAUUGACAGGAUCAAUUACAAUAUGUUCACUUCGACAUUGUUGAUAUCACAAAACUUAGAAGACUAACAUUUUGAAGAGUGUUCAAUAGAUCAUCGAUUAAAAUGAAACGACGUUCCAAAUCACAAAAAGUAGCUCGUGCCAAAUGUAUUAUAAAUAAAGUUAAUUCCAUGAAAGAUCCAUUGGAGAUGCUUGAAACGUUUUACACGUAUACAGGAAACAAUGAAUUUACAGUAAAUUUAAGUUGCAUUAAGGCAAAAGAAGCAUCAUCUGAAUGUCGUCUUUGGAUAUUUGAUAUUAUGGAAAGAAAUAUGAGACAUUUGUAUGAAAAAUCUGAUUGGGGAUGGGAUGCAAAUGCUAAACAAAAAGAAUUAACUGAACCAACUGCUUGGUAUUUGUUAGCAUCUUGCAAUAACAAAUUCAUUGGAUUUUCUCAUUUUCGUUUUGACAUAGAUUAUCAAAUUGAAGUAUUAUAUUGUUAUGAAUUACAAUUGGAAGAAUCAGCGAGAGGUAAAGGCCUUGGUCGUUUUAUGAUGCAAGCUCUUGAAUCUAUGGCAUCGAAACAUAAAAUGCAAAAAGUUGUAUUGACUGUAUUAAAAAAUAAUCCACCUGCUUUACACUUCUUCUAUGCGCUUGGUUUCAAAUUGGACAACACAAGCCCACCGAAUUCGGAGAAGAAAGAUUAUGUUAUUUUAAGUAAACAAGUAUUAAUACCUGUCGCAUCGUGAAAAGAUUUUUAU
Messenger RNA from Polistes dominula (European paper wasp), 741 nucleotides. RefSeq names its product N-alpha-acetyltransferase 40 (gene Naa40). Gene Ontology annotation, cellular component: nucleus. The record is from RefSeq and is a predicted model, not a curated record. NCBI's taxonomy places the organism in Eukaryota, Metazoa, Arthropoda, Insecta, Hymenoptera, Vespidae. Gene Ontology annotation, molecular function: protein N-terminal-serine acetyltransferase activity; histone H2A acetyltransferase activity; histone H4 acetyltransferase activity.